UCCUUUGCUCGUUUUUUGUUGUUGCUUUUGUUAAUAACAAAAAUUUCAAAAUUUCAUCAUCUUUUUGAAACACAAUCGAUUCAAUCUGCAAUUCAGGAAUAAUGCAUCGAUCAUCAAAAGCUACAACUGAUGAUAAUCGUCGCAUGAUUGGUACCACCGCGACAACAUCGAAUCAUAAAUCAAAUCAACGAAAAAUUCACGAUGAUAAAUUUGCUUUGCAAAAAAAAUGCAUUUCAAUCGAUAUGAAAGUUGAUGCAAUCGAUAUGAGUGCAUAUGAUGCAACUACAUUGGAUGAUUUGUAUAAACAUCGUUCAGAAUUGAAUGAACAAAAUCUUCUUCAUAACGAAUUGGUUCGAACGAUUUUUACUCAGAAAAAUGUUGAACAAUCAUUGAUAGCGAUUGUUAAACAAUUGGGUGAAAAAAUUGAACAAUAUGAUGAUAAAAUUUUGAAAAAAAUCAAAAUUUUGAAACAAAAUGGAAUUCCCAUUGAUUGGAAACAAUCAAAAUCAUUAUCAUCAUCAACAACAACAACGUCGACAUCGACAUUGACAUCGACAUCACCUUUAUUAUUGGAACCAACUUUGUUGCCGAAUCCAUCAUCAUCCGGAUCUGAAUCACGAUCAUCAUCACCGUCGCGACCACCACCGCCAUCAAAGGAUAAAUCAUGGUCAAAUUAUUUUAACGAUCCAAAAUUGAAUCGAAAGGAAAUUGAAAAUCUUGUUCCAUCAAAUCGACAUUCAUACAAAUCCAAUCAUUUCAAUGAAUUUGAACAGAUAUUAAAAAAUCGUAAUAAAUUUUUUGGUUUUGAUUCAAAUUUUGAUGAUGAGCAUUUCAUUAUCAAUGUACGAUUGGCCAAUGGUGGUGAUCUAAUUUUUGAUGAUAAUCCUGAUCCAACCACUGUUGAAUCAUGUGUGGCAAAUCCUGCAACUGAUUGGCCGAAGAAUAUGAAAAAUUUCAUUCGUCAAUAUCAUCAAUUACCAGCACAUCAUUUCAUUGAUCAAUUUCAAAAAUCGCUUUCACACCAAUUAUUAUUUUUAUCAUUGGAUAAUCGUAUUAAAUUAUUUAAUUCAAUGUUGGAUGAAUUGGCAUCUAAUUAUCCGGAUGAACAUGAUCAAUUGAUUGUGCCAUUUAUCAAAAUUGCCGAAAUCAUACGUAUAUCACGACCACAAUUACAUAUUAUGGAAUGGGCACGUGAUAAAAUUUUUGCCGGUAUUUAUAGUGAUAUUGUUGAUUAUCGCCAUUUACAUCGACUAAUCGAUCAACGUCAAAAUCAAUCAAUCAAAUCAACAUUAAAAGAAUCAUUGGAAAUAAAAAAACUUGAAUCAUUGAAAUGUUACCGCGGUACAUUAAAUUUGAUCGGUACUAUAUACAAUGAAAGUAUAUCAACACCGAACAAAGAUAUCUUUGAAAUUUUCUGUUCUUUAUCCAAACAUUCAACCAAACAAAAUCGUGAAAUUUAUCUGGAAUUAUUGACCGAUUUCAUUUUGUUGGUAGGACCAAAAUAUUUUUCAUCAUUAUCCAAAGGUAAUGAUGAAAAAUAUCAAAUGGAUAGAAUAUUAAUGGAAUUUAAACAUUCGAAAGCUGAAUAUCCUGAUCAUUUGAAAUCAAAACGAACCAUGGUCAUCAAUAUGAUAGAAAAUAAAAUGAUUCGUCGUCCGAACAAUUUAUAAACAACCCCAUCUUCAUUCCAUCUUAACAAUGAUUGUAAAAAGAUUAUUCAAUGUUGAAA
Dermatophagoides pteronyssinus (European house dust mite) is the source of this 1729-nucleotide messenger RNA. RefSeq lists its product as uncharacterized. NCBI's taxonomy places the organism in Eukaryota, Metazoa, Arthropoda, Arachnida, Sarcoptiformes, Pyroglyphidae. The record is from RefSeq and is a predicted model, not a curated record.